GCUCGACCUGGCAACCUGCUUUAUCAUAAAUCCCAUUCGAACAAGCGUCGGUCUGUAUUUAUAGGCCAUUUCGAAGCAGGGACAAUCGAGCAAAGAAAUUUUUAAUAGUUGCAUAGAUCUCCAUGCACCAUGAGGAGUGCUGAGGUGAAGAAACUGAAAGUGAACGAGCUGAAAGAGGAGCUGCGUCGGCGAUCCCUGGACACCAAGGGGCUGAAGGCGGACCUGGUGGAGCGGCUCAAUGCGGCUCUGGAGGCGGAAGCUGCGGAGCCCGGUGGAGCUGCAAGGGGGACACCGGAGCACGAGCCGGAGGAGGAGGAGCAGCGGGGAGAUGGAGAGGAGGGAUUUGGGGAUGAAGGAUUCCCGAACAAAGAUCCUCUAGACAUUGGUGCAGGAGGAGCCCCUGAGGAGGAGAGCAGGGGGAUGGAGAGAGAAGAGUCGUCUGAUUCUGAUCUGGGCUUCAGCAUGCCUGACUUCACUGCAGACGUCCCUCUCCCUGUCCCUGUUUUCAAGACAGAGGAGACACAGUCUGAGGAGACCCCUGAGUGCCACGAGACCGAAUUAUCCCUGGCAGAGCAGCAGCAGAGGCAGUCUGAGAGGAAGCAAGAGUAUGAAGGGAAGGUGGAGGUGAAGAAAGAGGAUGAGGAGAAAAAGGAGGAAGAGCAGCAACGUGAUCAGGAGCAGCCAGACCUGCAGCCGCAGCCAGGGGUGGGGCCAACCGACAAAUGGGAGGAGAUGAAGGAGCAGAAGGCGGAGCAAACCAAGAUGGAGGAGGGAGACAGACAGGAGGGAGACAGGCAGGAGGGAGACAGACAGGAGGGAGACAGACAGGAGGGAGACAGGCAGGAGGGAGAAAGACAGGGACGCAAGAGACCACAUGAGGAGGACCAGGGCUAUGGCCACUACGAGCACCGUGACGACAAGAGGUCCCGGUCGCCCCAGCCCCCUGCUGAAGACGAAGAGGAGGAGGACUUUGAUGACACUUUGGUGGCUCUGGACACAUAUAACUGUGACCUCCACUUCAAGGUGUCCCGUGAUCGUUACAGCGGUUACCCUCUGACCAUCGAGGGCUUUGCCUACCUCUGGGCCGGAGCUAGAGCAUCCUACGGAGUCAGCAAGGCCAAAGUCUGCUACGAGAUGAAGAUCCUAGAGGAGAUAGCUGUGAAGCACCUCCCGUCCUCUGAGCCUGAUCCCCAUGUGGUCCGGAUAGGAUGGUCCCUGGACUCCUGCAGCACACAGCUGGGUGAGGAAGCGUUUUCGUUUGGAUACGGAGGAACAGGGAAAAAAUCCUCUGACUGUAAGUUUGAAGACUACGGAGAGAAGUUUGGAGAGAAUGAUGUCAUCGGCUGUUUCAUUGACUUUGACGCUGGCGGUGAGGAGGUGAAGAUAGCGUUCUCUAAGAACGGGGUGUGGCUAGACGUGGGGUUCCAGGUGUCGAGGGAGGAGCUGGCGGGGCGCCCCCUGUUCCCCCACGUCCUUGUGAAGAACUGUGCCAUCGAGUUUAACUUUGGCCAGAAGGAGGAACCCUUCCACCCCCCUCCGGAGGGGUACAGGUUCAUCCAGACUCUUGGUAUUGGAGACAGGACCAGGGGGGCUGUAGGACCAGCCAGCAAGGCUGACUGUGAGAUCCUCAUGAUGGUGGGUCUGCCGGCCUGUGGCAAGACCACCUGGGCCUCAAAACAUACUGAGAGUCACCCUGAGAAGAAAUACAACACCCUGGGAACCAACGCCAUCAUGGAGAAGAUGAAGGUGAUGGGUCUGCGUCGCCAGAAGAACUACGCUGGUCGUUGGGACGUUCUGAUCCAACAGGCCACUCAGUGUCUCAACCGCCUCAUCCAGAUCGCCGCACGCAAGAGACGCAACUACAUCCUGGACCAGACAAAUGUAUAUGGAUCAGCCCAGAGACGAAAAAUGAGUCCUUUUGAGGGGUUUCAGCGCAAGGCUAUUGUAAUAUGUCCCACGGAGGAGGACUUUAAAGAGCGAACGUUAAGACAAACUGAUGAACAGGGGAAGGAUGUGCCAGAUCAGGCUGUGUUAGAAAUGAAAGCCAACUUCCUGCUCCCUGAGCCCAGUGACUUCCUGGAAGAUGUGAUAUUUGUGGAGCUGCAGCGGGAAGAGGCUUUCAAUCUGGUGAAGGAAUACAACGAGGAGGGACGCAAGGCCGGCCCACCCCCCGACAAACGCCAUGACAACCGUCCGGGAGGGUUCCGUGGCAACGGCGGAAGCUACCAGCGCUAUGAGGACCGUGGCGGUCCUCGCGGCGGCGUAGGAUACCAGAGUAGAGACGCGGGCGGAUACAGAAGGGGUAAGAAAGGAACAGACUCCUCCCCAGGCAACAACCGCGGCGGCUACACCGGCAACCGCUGGGGUGGGAACGGUAACUACCGUGAGGGGGGGUCGUCGGCUCCGAGGGGAGGGUACAACCGUAACCAACAGUCAGGAGGCUACAACCGCCCGGCUCCCUACAGCAAAGGGGGAUACAACCAGAGUUACAACCCCAGCAGCUAUAAUCAAGGCAACUACCAACAGGGUUACAACUACGGCAGCUACAGUCAGUACCCAGGAUACAGCCAAACUCAGAGUUACAGCGAGUCUACGCCAGCUGCCGCAGGACAGACCUACAGCCAACAGCAGAACUACAACCAGCAGUACCAGCAGUAUGCCCAGCAGUGGCAGCAGUACUACCAGAACCAGUCUCAGUGGAACCAGUACUACGGCCAGUAUGGGAACUAUGCCGGCCAGGGGCAGGGUCAACAAAGUCAGGGUUCACAGGGGCAGGGAGGUCAGGGGGCAUCAGGUUCCUCCCAGUAACCUCUGACCUCUAACCUUUACAGCAGGGGUCAACGAAAGGCGGUUUUAUGCCCCACAAUAAAAUUAAUUGUUCCCACUAAAAAA
Oncorhynchus nerka (sockeye salmon) is the source of this 2892-nucleotide messenger RNA. RefSeq names its product heterogeneous nuclear ribonucleoprotein U-like 1 (gene hnrnpul1). The coding region runs from base 130 to 2808 and encodes 892 amino acids. The transcript is spliced from 16 exons. Lineage: Eukaryota; Metazoa; Chordata; Actinopteri; Salmoniformes; Salmonidae. The record is from RefSeq and is a predicted model, not a curated record. Gene Ontology annotation, molecular function: protein binding; RNA binding. Gene Ontology annotation, cellular component: nucleoplasm.